GAUAAAAAAUACAGAGAUGGUGGAAUCUAGUGCUGAUGCUUUGAAUGCGGAUUAUACAGCAAAUGUCCUUUCCGUACAAAGCAGGUUAGGAGAUAGAGAGCCAAGAUAUCAUACUCGAUAUAGCAAUGAUAGGAAUCGUGUCAGAAGCAGAAGCAGGGAUAGGCAGGUCUACCGCCGUGAUCAUGAUAGAGAGCGAUCGGAGCGUAGGCAGUCUAGCAGAGGAAGAUAUGCAAAUUUCAUUUGUAACUUCUGUAAAUUGAAAGGCCAUAUUCAGAAAAAUUGCUAUCGCUUGAAAAAUCAACAAAAUGGCAGGAGUUCGGUGAAGUUUGUCGAAGAUACACAAGGUUCUGGUAACGUGCCUGAUUAUUUUAAGCGUCUACGAAUUGAUUACAACAGCGACAGUGAUUCACCAGAUCUCGAUAGGAUCAGUCUUGAUCUCGGCCCACAGGGGGCAGAUUAGACUUAUACAGGAAUCUGAACGUAGGCGUAAUGUGGCGCUUCAGAUGCUGGACCAACAGACGGCGGAGCAUACUCGAGGUACAAAAAGGCGAUAUGCGGAAUCCGAGGACGAGGAGCUGUUCUGUGGAUUUCCACCCGCAUUCGAGAUGCCACCGCCAGUCAGAAGUGAAAUACACCCUAAGGUAUUUCGUUCCAAUGAUUGUAAUGAUUUAGGAGUCUCUGGAAGACAUCCUACUGAAAAUUUAAGAAGAUCCUCUAGAGUUUUUAAGAAGAAGGUCGAUAGAAAUUUUGUUUAUUUCAAGUAAAAUACCUGAGUGCGGAGAAUUACAAAUUGGUAUAGUUUAUAAGAAUGUAUUUAGAUAGGUUUAAUGAAUGUUAAUAAGUAGUAUCUUAAGAGGGAAGAUAUUGUAAUAUACCUUUCCAAUCAUAAAAAUACUUUGAUGUAAAUAUCUAUAGCA
Messenger RNA from Sabethes cyaneus, 917 nucleotides. RefSeq lists its product as uncharacterized. The record is from RefSeq and is a predicted model, not a curated record. Gene Ontology annotation, molecular function: nucleic acid binding; zinc ion binding. NCBI's taxonomy places the organism in Eukaryota, Metazoa, Arthropoda, Insecta, Diptera, Culicidae. The transcript has 2 exons. Bases 17 to 460 code for a protein of 147 amino acids.